AUGUAAGCAUCCACAGCCGCAUUACCAGAUCUCUCAAACAUAGCCUAGUUAAUGAUUAAAUAACAAUAAAGGACAAAUGGCAUUACCCUUCAGACCCAGUGCCAGAGUUUGCAGCAAACUUUUUUUCUGUGAGUGACCAUAAGGACACAUUUUCCUCUGAAGCCAUGGAGAUACCAGGACUUUAUCUCCAAUCCUCCAGUUCUGCCUUUCUACUCGGGGCUCUGUUGGGCCUCCUGCUCCUCUACUUAAUCUCAUCCUCCAGCUUCCACUCCAAAGGAGACAGCAAGGAGCCUCCAGGACCAAAGCCACUUCCUCUACUGGGGAACCUGCUGCAACUCGACCGCAAGAUACCCUACAAUACAUUGGUGGAGCUUUCCAAGGAAUAUGGAUCGGUAUUCACUGUCUAUUUGGGGCCUAAGAAAGUGGUGGUCCUGGCAGGAUACAAAACUGUGAAGGAGGCGCUUGUAAAUCAUGCUGAUGAAUUUGGAGAAAGAGAUCCAAUACCUAUCAUGCAUGAAAGGAACCAGGGACAUGGUAUUCUGUGGUCGAAUGGAGAUUCUUGGAAAGAGAUGAGGCGUUUUGCCCUGACAAACCUAAAAGACUUUGGGAUGGGCAAGAGGGCCAGUGAGGACAAAAUCAUAGAGGAAUGUGACCAUCUCAUUGAGCUGUUUUUAAAAUUCAAAGGAGAAGCUUUUGAUACGACCCAGCCAGUGUACUAUCCGGUCUCUAACAUCAUCUGCUCCAUGGUCUACGGCAGCAGAUUUGAGUAUGACAGUCCAGUCUUUAAAUCCCUGUUAGAUCGCAUAAACAGACUCGGACCACUUCUGGGCUCUCCUUCAAUGAAGGUGUACAACCUGUUCCCGUGGUUUUGCAAAUGGAUUGCAAACAGGAAGGAGUUCCACAGGUUGGGGGAUGCCACCAGGAAACAGAACAUAAAGCUGUUCAGUGAUUUGAAAGAGAAUCUCACUCCAGAGACGUGCAGAGGUUUUGUGGACGCUUUUCUGGUCCGAAAACAAAAUCUGGAGGAGUCUGGGAUUACCAGCGGUCACUUCCAUGAAGACAACCUUUUGAUGACAGUUUCCAAUCUGUUUUCUGCUGGCACUGAUACGACUGCAACAACGCUAAGAUGGGGACUUCUCUUUAUGGCCAGGUAUCCAAAAGUCCAGGACCAGGUCCAAGACGAGCUGAGUAGAGUUAUAGGAAGUCGUCAAGUACAGCUGGACGACAAGAGGAACCUUCCAUUCACCAACGCUGUCAUCCAUGAGACACAGAGACUGGCGAACAUUGCCCCCAUAGCCCUCCCUCACAGAACGAGCCAGAAUGUAACCUUCCAAGGUCACUUCAUUAAGAAGGGGACCACAGUGUAUCCUCUCUUGACGUCUGUCCUGUAUGAUGAGAAUGAGUGGAAAAGCCCACACACCUUUAAUCCCGCCCACUUCCUCAACAAAGAUGGAAAGUUUGUCAAGCGAGACGCCUUCAUGCCUUUUUCUGCAGGUCGCAGGGUUUGUCUGGGAGAGAGUCUUGCCAGGAUGGAGCUCUUCAUCUUUUUCACCACCUUACUGCAACACUUCCGUUUCGCUCCUCCUCCUGGAGUGUCAGUGGAAGAAAUGGAUCUGACGCCACAAAUGCUCCUCUUCCAGGAUCCCCCAUCUCAUAAACUAUGUGCUGCACCUCGAAUGCCUCGAGAAGGAUGAUGGAUCGAGAAUUUAAAAGCAUGUGAUGAAAAUGAGAGAAGGAAAAUCUGAAACGUUAUUGAACGCUGCUGAAAAUGUUAUACGUCUGAUGAAUUCCUCUAUGGCU
Labrus mixtus (cuckoo wrasse) is the source of this 1800-nucleotide messenger RNA. RefSeq names its product cytochrome P450 2K1-like. The transcript is spliced from 9 exons. Lineage: Eukaryota; Metazoa; Chordata; Actinopteri; Labriformes; Labridae. The record is from RefSeq and is a predicted model, not a curated record. Gene Ontology annotation, biological process: xenobiotic metabolic process. Gene Ontology annotation, molecular function: heme binding; oxidoreductase activity, acting on paired donors, with incorporation or reduction of molecular oxygen, reduced flavin or flavoprotein as one donor, and incorporation of one atom of oxygen; iron ion binding. Gene Ontology annotation, cellular component: cytoplasm; intracellular membrane-bounded organelle. The coding region runs from base 165 to 1694 and encodes 509 amino acids.